Messenger RNA from Kwoniella botswanensis, 3063 nucleotides. Its product is annotated as oxoglutarate dehydrogenase (succinyl-transferring), E1 component. NCBI's taxonomy places the organism in Eukaryota, Fungi, Basidiomycota, Tremellomycetes, Tremellales, Cryptococcaceae. Gene Ontology annotation, molecular function: thiamine pyrophosphate binding; oxoglutarate dehydrogenase (succinyl-transferring) activity. Gene Ontology annotation, cellular component: mitochondrion; oxoglutarate dehydrogenase complex. The record is from RefSeq and is a predicted model, not a curated record. Gene Ontology annotation, biological process: tricarboxylic acid cycle. The transcript is spliced from 7 exons. The coding region runs from base 1 to 3063 and encodes 1020 amino acids.
AUGAUACGAACGAUACCGAGGAAUAUACAUCUCGACGCCAGACCUAGCGCGAAAAUCGCUAGGUCACUCGCCGUCGCCAGGCCUUCCAUCUUACAGAAACGAACUUAUGCUACCGAAGCUCAGCCACCAAGUAAGAAUGACCUGUUUGCCAAUGGUGGAAACACAUACUAUACCGAGGAGAUGUACCGACUUUGGAAACAAGAUCCAAAGGCCGUUCACUCUUCUUGGGCUGUUUACUUCUCUGGACUUGAUAAAGGUCUUCCAUCAUCUUCCGCUUACACCCCACCACCUGGAUUCAUCGGCGCUGCCAGUUCAGUACCUACAGCUGCCGAUGGUAGCCCAAAGAUGAAUGUGGAAGGUAGUGGAGAUGUAACCGAUUACCUCAAAGUCCAACUCCUCAUCAGAGCUUAUCAAGUCCGAGGACAUCAUAUCGCCAAUCUUGAUCCCCUUCACAUUUCUGACGCCGACCUCGACAGCCGUGUACCCCCCGAGUUAAAACUCGAAUACUACGGUUGGACAGAGGCAGACCUGAAAAAGGAAUUCAAACUCAGUGAUGGUAUCCUUCCUCGAUUCAAGGGAUCGGUAGAGAGUGAUAAACUGACUCUGGGUCAGAUCAUCGAGGAGUUAAAGAGGAUGUACUGUACCCACGUUGGUGUGCAAUACGUCCACAUCGUCGACAGAGGACAAUGUGACUGGUUGAGAGAACGAGUAGAAAUUCCCGUACAAUGGAACUACACCACUGAGGAAAAGAGAAUGAUCCUCGAUCGAUUGAUGUGGUCUGAACUUUUCGAGAAAUUCAUUGCUUCAAAAUACCCCAACGAAAAGAGAUUCGGUUUAGAAGGCUGUGAAUCCUUGAUCCCCGGUAUGAAAGCCUUAAUAGAUCGAUCAGUCGACUCCGGUGUGAAAUCAAUUGUCAUGGGUAUGCCUCAUAGAGGUCGACUUAACGUUCUCGGAAACGUGAUCAGGAAACCUAUCGAAGCCAUCUUGAACGAAUUCGCCAACACCGACAAAGAUGAUACUGGUGGUGGUGAUGUCAAAUACCACUUGGGAGCCAACUAUGUUCGACCCACACCCAGUGGAAAGAAAGUAUCCCUUUCCCUUGUCGCCAACCCUUCUCAUUUGGAGGCUGAGGAUCCUGUCGUGCUUGGUAAGACCCGAGCUAUCCAGCAUUUCGAGGGUGACGAAGGAACCGGUGAUUCAGCUAUGGGUGUCUUGCUCCAUGGUGAUGCUGCUUUCGCUGGUCAAGGUGUUGUUUACGAGACCACCGGUAUGCAAGGUCUCCCCAACUACGGUACUGGUGGUACCGUUCAUUUGAUCGUUAACAACCAAAUCGGUUUCACCACCGACCCUCGAUUCGCUCGAUCAACUCCCUACCCAUCUGAUAUCGCUAAAUCCAUCGAUGCCCCUAUCUUCCACGUUAACGGUGACGAUGUAGAAGCCGUCAACUACGUCUGUACCCUUGCUGCCGACUGGAGAGCCAAGUUCAAGAAGGACGUGGUCGUCGACAUCGUUUGUUACAGAAGAUACGGUCACAACGAAACCGAUCAACCUUCAUUUACUCAACCCAAGAUGUACAAGGCCAUUCAGAAACAACCUACCGUCUUGUCCAUUUACACCGACAAGUUGAUCAAGGAAGGUACCUUCACCGAGAAGGAGAUUGACGAGCACCGACAAUGGGUUUGGGGUAUGUUGGAGAAAGCUUACGAUGGAUCUAAAGAUUACAAACCAUCCGCCCGAGAAUGGCUCUCAUCGUCAUGGGAAGGUUUCCCUACACCCAAGGAACUUGCCGAGAACGUCCUUCCCCACUUGCCCACCGGAACUGAAGAAGAAACCCUCAAGAAGAUUGGAGAUGUCAUCUCGUCAUUCCCUGAAGGUUUCACUCCUCACAAGAACCUUGCUAGAAUUAUCGCUACUAGAGGAAAGUCUGUUGCCGAGGGUAAAAACAUUGAUUGGUCGACUGCUGAAGCUUUGGCGUUCGGUGCUUUGUGCCUCGAGGGAACACACGUUAGAAUUUCAGGUCAAGAUGUCGAGAGAGGUACUUUCUCACAGAGACAUGCUGUCGUUCACGAUCAAGAGAACGAACAGACUUACGUCGCAUUGAAACACCUCGGUGGCGAACAAGGGUCAUUCACCGUCUGUAACUCGCAUUUGUCCGAAUUUGGUACUUUAGGUUUCGAACUGGGUUAUUCAUUGGUAUCACCUAACAGUUUGACCAUCUGGGAAGCUCAAUUCGGUGAUUUCGCCAACAACGCCCAGUGUAUCAUUGAUCAAUUCAUUGCAUCCGGUGAAAGGAAAUGGUUACAACGAACUGGUUUAGUGCUCUCCUUACCCCACGGUUACGAUGGUCAAGGUCCUGAACACUCGUCAGGUAGAAUUGAACGAUUCUUACAGCUCUGUGAUGACGAACCUAGAAUUUACCCAUCCGCUGAGAAACUGGAUAGACAACAUCAGGAUUGCAAUAUGCAAAUUGUUUACCCAACUACCCCCGCGAACUACUUCCACGUAUUGAGACGACAAAUAAAGCGAGAUUUCCGAAAGCCUCUCGUUGUGUUCUUCUCUAAAUCUCUCUUGCGACACCCACAAGCUCGAUCGUCUCUCGAGGAAAUGACCGGUGACAGUGUCUUCCAAAGAUACUUGCCUGAACCUCAUCCCGAAAACUUGGUCGAACCGGAGAAGAUUCGAAGACACGUCUUGUGUACUGGUCAGGUUUACUUCCAAUUGCUGAAGGAGCGUGAAGACAAGGGUAUAAAUGAUGUUGCCAUCUCGAGAAUCGAACAAUUGUCACCUUUACCUUACGACUUGUUGACUCCUCAUUUGGAUAAAUACCCUAACGCCGAUGUCGUCUGGGCCCAAGAGGAGCCUCUCAACAACGGUGCUUGGACAUACGUUCAACCGCGAUUGAUCACCGCGUUGAAAGAGACCCAACAUCACGUUGGUAAGGUCCCUAUCUACGCCGGUAGGAAACCUUCCUCAUCAGUUGCUACCGGUAACAAGAACGCGCACAAGAAGGAGAUUGAGAUGAUCAACGAGAUGGCUUUUGCUUCUGCUGAAGAAUCGCAAUAA